AUGGGAGUUUCUCGCGAUGACCUGUGGGUUGCAGUGGGUUGGAAGACGAUAUCAAGCUGCCGAGAGAACCCGACUCGAGUGGUGCGACCCGGCUGGCUGAGGCUGGUGGAUACGAACGGGAGUGUACGACUCACUCUAGGUCGCGCACCUUCUUGGACACCCCCGCCACCGCACUCUGGCUCGGAGUGUUCACAAGCUUCCCCUUCAUCACACCUCUUGACUCCAUCGGGGUUGUGUGACUCGGGUAGGCGAGGCAGGCGUCGGUCGAGUGCGCACCGGCCUUCUCGUCGUCGUCGUCGUCGUCGUCGUCGUCGAGGUCGCACCGGAACAGGUGGGGUGGUCGCACAGCAUGUCCCAUCCCACGGCAAAUGGCGGGGGAGGAGGGGGCAACAUCAAAGUUGUCGUAAGUAGAUCCAUGGUCGCCUUAUUCAGAGUCCGAAUACGCUGUGCCGCUGCACUAGUCGCUCGUGCGACGCGAUUCCAGGUCGGGCACCGGUUGAGCCAACAUCAUCUCAGCAUUGAACGAGCGGGUCGCACACUGCAUCACACGACAAAGCACCAGACUUUUACCCUCUUCAAUCAUUCUUUCCUAACCGUCUCAUUCUAAUUCAGGUCCGAUGUCGACCGCUCAACUCCAGAGGUCAGUUCCCCACCCCCUUCCGAGCUUCUGAGGAGAGCCCUAGGGACAACAGAAGGCAGCACGAAGACUCCUCUUUGAGCUUGGCACCGGUCAGCGGUUCAUCAGUAGGCCACCUGGAUAUGUUUGGACAGAGCUUGCGAGGGGUGCGAAACCCCUGGUGCGAAUGGAAGGCAACAACACCUACUUGGAUCCACCCGAAGUAAGUCGUCUGUUCAUCCGAGGUGGGGGUCGCGCUCACGUGGCCCGCGUCCGAGGCUAAUGGCCGAAAUUCGGCAUUUGUGUUAGCCGACCGGUACAAGUCGCAACGCAGACAAGGAGACCAAAUCCUUUGCCUUCGACAAGUCGUAUUGGUGAGAGACUCAUCUUCGUUUCGUCCUGCACGAAUUCUCCGCAUGCUCGGAAGGAAAGCUCAAUCUGCUUCCUCUGGCCGCCGGGUUCUAUCACUACAGGUCGGCGGGGCCCAAAGACGAACCUGGAUAUGCGUCACAACAGACCCUGUACGAGGACUUGGGAAAAGAUCUGCUCGAUCACUCGUUUCAGGGAUUCAACACAUGUAUCUUUGCCUGUGAGUCGCACAUUCGACGACCGAGGAGCAGAACCUGGAUCAGAGAACUGAGCUUCACGCACACUUGCAGACGGUCAAACUGGCAGUGGUGAGCUCAAGUCGGAGUUGAGGUGUCGCAUUCAGUUAGACUUGACACUGAUCCUUUGGUGGCACGUGCCCAGGAAAAUCUUAUUCCAUGAUGGGUUACGGUUCCGAUCGCGGAAUUAUCCCGCUCAUUUGCGAGGCGCUUUUCGAACGCAUCACGUCCCUCUCAACGGACAAACUCUCCUUCACCGUCGAAGUGCGUAACAAGCACGCUCGUCGUGUCGUGCCUUACGCUAACACGCGUUCUUUCUCUGCCCGAGUAGGUCUCUUAUACCGAGAUUUACCAGGAAAAAGUCCGCGAUUUGCUCAACCCAAGCAAUAAGGGAAACCUCAAAGUACGGGAACAUCCGAGCUUGGGUCCCUAUGUCGAAGGGCUGUCGAAGCUGGCUGUUCAAUCGUUCCCGGAUAUCGAGGCAUUGAUGGACGAGGGUACCAAAGUGAGUGAGGCGAUACUGAAUGAGGACAUGCAGGCACACUGACAAAAUCGGUUCCGCAAUGACUCAAAGGCCCGCACGGUUGCAGCAACAAAUAUGAACGAAACAUCUUCACGAUCCCAUGCUGUUUUCACCCUUCUGUUGACCCAAAGGCGCGUCGACGUCGAGACGGGAAUGGCAGGGGAGAAAGUAUCGCGCAUCUCACUCGUCGAUCUUGCGGGAUCAGAGCGAGCCAAUUCUACGGGCGCGACAGGGACGCGGUUGAAGGAAGGCGCGUUGAUCAACAAAAGUCUAACGACUCUAGGGCGGGUCAUCGCGGCGCUGGCUGCCGCGAGCGGGGUGGGGAAGCAUGCGGGUGAGAAGGUGCCGUAUCGUGAUUCGGUCUUGACGUGGCUGUUGAAAGACUCAUUAGGCGGCAACUCGAAGACGGCCAGUGAGUCAUCGAGGUCGGCUAACAGCGACCAGGUGCGCGAAGGGCUGACAUAGUGUUGAUCAACCAGUGGUGGCGGCCAUAUCCCCCGCCGACUACGACGAGACCUUGUCGACCCUUCGGUAUGCCGACCAGGCUAAGAAGAUCAAGAACAAGGCCGUGGUCAACGAGGACCCGAACGCCAGGCUCAUCCGUGAACUCAAGGAAGAGCUAGCGACGCUUCGAACCCGGAUGACGGGCGCAUCGAACGAAGCGACCUACGAUCCCGAUAUCCCCGCCGAGGAACAGAUUGUGUCGUAUCGGACACAAGCUGGUGAGAUCAAGACGAUCACAAAAGCAGAACUGCAGGAUCAGCUGGAGCAGAGCGAAAAGUUGAUGGCAUCGGUAACCGAGACGUGGGAGGAGAAGCUCGUACGGACACAAGAGGUGCAGAAGGAGCGCGAACAGGCUUUGGAGGCGCUCGGUAUCACGAUCGAAAAGAAUCAAGUCGGGGUCCAUACCCCCAAAAAGAUGCCGCAUCUCGUCAACCUCAACGAGGACCCGUUAAUGAGCGAGUGCUUGAUCUAUCAGAUCAAGCCGGGAAAGACGACGGUCGGAAACCUUGGAUCCGAAGUCGCGGCCGACAUCCGAUUGAGUGGUUCCAACAUUUUGGCCGAGCACUGCUUCUUCGAAAGCUCCCCCGAUGGCAAAGUUGUAUUGCACACCCUCCCGGGGAGUCUGACGAUGGUCAACGGUCGGCGCAUUUCGGUCGAUCAACCGAGGGAACUCCGAUCUGGGUUCCGCAUCAUUCUCGGCGACUUCCACGUCUUUCGCUUCAACCAUCCCGAAGAGGUCCGGAAAGCGCGGGAUGCCGUACACCAAUUGCGAUCCCCGCUCAGUAACGAAUUUGACGAUGCGGGGUCGAAGGACUCGCCGGCAGGGACCCGACCUGAAUCACCCAUGUCGACGGCCGAGGCGGACUGGUCUUACGCCCGGCGAGAAGCCGUUGUCGCUCGACUCAAUGGUCAGCACGUCAAUUUGGACAAACUCAAGGAUGACGAACUCAAUCGACUCUAUGCUGACAUCCUCAAAGUCCGACACUCGAGGACCGCAUCGAGCGCCACGAGUGGGGACCGACCCGAGAGUAGGAUGAGCUUCCUCGACUCGGUCCAUGAAGGCGACGAUGACGACGAAGAUGAGGCAGGAGGGAGAUCAGGCCGACAUUCAGGUGGGACCUGGAGUACAGGUCCGACGAGCUAUGGCGACGUCGGCGAUUCGACGUUGACGCUCAGUCAGUCACCUGACUUCGACGAUCGCGUCCAGGCUGUCAAAGACGAGUACGAGACCAAGCUGCAGACGAUGGCCAAUGCCAACGUCAAGGUCGAGGAAGCGACGGCCGAGAAGGCUCAGAUGGAGGCUAGGCUCAAGUCGCUCGAGGCCAAGAUGAUCGCCCAGAAGAACAAGUACGAUAAGAAGGUCAAGCGACUCAAGUCGACGAACCCGUCCAAUGGGGUCCCCAGCGACGAUGACGAGUUUGAUUCCACCCCUUUGACCCCACGAGAAGUGCGGCUGGCUAGGAACGCGGUCCAGCGAUGGCGAAGGUGUCAACGCGUGCGAAUGGCGGAAGACACGUUCUCGCAGGCUGUCUUGGUCAAGGAAGCGAACGCGAUCUCGCGUGAGCUCAAAAAGGGGACGACUUUCCAGUUCGUCGUCAUUGGCCGCAAAAUUCCAUCUUCGGUCGAUGGCGCGAUAGAGGGUCUCGCCGAAUUUGAGGUCUCAUCGGACCCUACGCUGGCGACUUGUCAAAAGCCUUGCAUCGGUGUCAAGGUCCUCGAUCGACGUCACCGCAUGACCUCGAUCUGGACUUUGGCCAAACUGCAGCAACGGUUGCAGCUGAUGCGUAACCUGUUCAAGUGGGUCGAUAACCCCGAGUAUAGCCAGCACUUUGCCUGGGAAGAUCCGUUCUACGAGUCCGAGGCCGAGCGCUCGAAUAGAUUCUCUUACGUCGGAUCGGCGACCGUUUCGCUCGCCCCCUUGUCGCGCAAUCUACCGGCGACGAAUGUCGUGCAAAUCUAUUCGCCUUACACCGCCGAUCCGAUGGGGACAUGUCGCGUUCGCAUCAAGCCCCUCUCGAUUGAGACGCCGGAAAAGCCUGGAGUUCCUCUGGGCAGGGGUACCCACCCUUCCAUCGCGGCAUUCGUCGAAGGUUCAAAACUCACUUUCGAGGUCGUCGUUGAUCGGGUCAUUGGCAUGAGCAAAAGCGAUUUUGUCGCCGUUCAUCUGCAGUUGUCGGCAUCGUCGUUUCUCGUCAAGUCGCCCGGUGAGGAUGAUGAGAUUGUCGCUGGCGAUGCGGUCAACCUGGUCUCGUCUCAGGCGAGCGAGAUCCGCCUUCGACACACCUUCUCCGUCGUUCUCAAUGCCGAACGGCUGCGCGAGCUCAGCCAAGGCUACGCGCCAAUCUCUUUCUUUGCCAAAAUUACGCUCGCGCACCUCGACAAGAUCGAAAGGUGGGACGAAGCACGCGACUCCUCCACAAGCUCUAAGAUCGCCAACGCCCCUUCUCUUCGCGGCGACCCUCGGAACGGCGACGUGACGCGGCGUCACGAAGAUGCCCUCAUCGUCGAACAGACCCAUGACGUGCUGGCUAAGAUCGAAAUCCACGAGUUAGGCGAGUCGGGUAACUACGAGCCCGUCGUCGUCGUCUCGUCGAACCCUCUCGACAGUGGUGCCUUCUUCCUUCGCCAAGGCCUGCAGCGUCGAAUUGUGAUCCAGCUUUCACACAACUCAGGCCGCGGCUGGCAGUGGAAGCGAGUCGCCAAAGUGUCCCUCGGCGACGUGCGCAUGCUCGACGCGCGCGGACGUGUCCAUGCCGCAACUUCUGCUGCGGACGUCGACCUGCGGGGUAUGGGGAACCCACGAGCUGGAUUUUCUUCCGACGGUGUCGCGACAUUGAACUUCGCCGCCGCGUGGGAUAGUUCAGUCCACGAUUCGCCUCAUCUCAACCGGUCCACACCGGCCGGAUCCCGUGUCUUGGUGCGCUUGCACUUCCAGGUUUCGGCGUCCAAUUGCUCCGAGCCCGUCCCGUUCUCGAUGGAUAUUGGUGUCACCGUUCAGAAUCGGGACGCGAGAGGCCCUUCGAAGCUCAUGAAUCUCUUGGGCGCCUCUCGCCUUUCCUCCAGCGUGACCAAUGUCUUUUCUGUUCGCCUGACGCCUUGCCUGACCAAAAAUCCGACCGAGAUCUGGCGGCUCAACACAGCGGAAAUGUACGUUCGCGGCGAAGAGCUACUGGCUAAUUGGCGGCCAAGGGGUCUGUCGCUCGUAAGGGACUUUGAACGGGGCUUGAAGGCAACGAUCAAAGCCGCGGACGUCGAGGCGGCCAAAGCUGUGCUGGCCGCGUUCGAGUUGACGUUGCCGAGCCCUGUCGAGGGUCGGACGAGCGAGAAUCGUCUGACCCAGGCGUUGGAGUUGUGGCAAAAACGCUUCGGCGCAGUGGACGAGGUGAGCGACACGGGCGCGCCGCAUUUGUCACGAUGUUAAAACUGACUUGCGUUGCUUGUGCUAGAUCUCGUUCGAACGAAAACCGGCGAGCACGCCGUCGGCGGUCAUUGACUUGACCCCUCCGCCAAUGCCGUCACCGAGUCUGAGCGUCACCCCUCCUCGAUCUCCGCGACUACGGGGGGCCACGACUCUUGUACCCCGAUCGUGAGUCAGAUCCCGAUGCGUCACCUUUUCAAACACUGACGACAGACGGGAUGUGAGCACAGUGACAUGUUUUCCAAGCGCGGCUGGGUCGCUCUCCUCCGUGACCCAACGAGCAACAAAUGGAAAAAAUACUGGCUCGUGCUUCGCCGGCCUUAUUUAUACCUGUACGAACACAGCAACGAGCUCGACGAGACGAUGGUCAUCAACGUCUCAUCGGUGCGCGUCGAGCAAUCACCCGAAAUAGGCCAAAUGCUCGAGGUGAGCAUCUGACACUGAUGUCGGCUUCUGAAGCCAGGGCCUAACUUUGGCUGCUCGUCCCUCUAUUUUUUUCUUUCUUUACAGCGUCAAUUCGCAUUCGCAAUCUUUACCCAUCAAAACAGGUUGGUUCCAGGCGGAGGGGUCAAUUCCACUCGGCGUAAAGACUGACACACCUGAUACGUGGCUGCAGUUACUUCCUUUCGACUUCAUCGAUGCGCGAGAUGAUUGAUUGGAUCAAGAUCAUCGACCCUUCCCUCGCCGCUUCAUGA
Molecule: messenger RNA, 6361 nt
Organism: Microbotryum saponariae
Lineage: Eukaryota; Fungi; Basidiomycota; Microbotryomycetes; Microbotryales; Microbotryaceae
Source: the annotation of a GenBank genome assembly